AUGUCGGUGUCCCUGUCCAGCAUCCCUGUAGUGCUGAAGGACAAGAGCUGCUACCCAGCCGGCAUGCUGAAGGGCAGCCCGGCUCGUGGCUUCUACCCUGCCCCCCUCCCCGGUCCUCACCCCUACAUGGACUUCUUCCCGCGGACGCACAGUCUCCUUCACCCGCUCAAGUCCCUCGGUCGCCUGGUGUCGGACACUCAGGCGUCCCUGCCGCUCAGCCUGCCCGGCGGAGCCCCUCCGUUCCCACAUCACGCCUCGGUCCUGCACGAGCACAUGUUGAGCGCCUCCGGUGUCUCCUACCUGAGCCAGAUGCUGCCCGGACACCCGCUGUGCUCCAAACCGGAGGAGCUGGCUGCGGUGGUGACGGAGCACGCCGCCGGUCCGCUGUCCUCAGACUUCAGCAGCCCGUCCAGUGACAGAUCUUCAUCUGCGUCUUCAUCGCCGCCCAAAGACGCUUUGUUUCGCCACCGGUGCGCAGACAUGUCGCCAGUAAAAACCUCUUUUAAUUUCACUGAGGAUGACUUGUUCAUGGUGCUGUACGGUUAUUCCGGCGGCCAGGAGCGCAGCUCGGGUCACGCUAUAUCCGGACUGGCCCUGCCCGAAAAGUCAGUGUCUGACUCUCACAUCCUCCCACUGGACAAAGAAACACUUGAACUUCCAGAAGGGUUGACCAUCAUCCAGGCAGCUUGGGGAAACGUCUCACACUGUGGAGUUUUCACAGAAAAAAGCAGCAUCCCCAAAGGGACACGCUUCGGACCUUUCCAAGGCAAACUGGUGAACACCAGCGAGAUUAAAACAUAUGAUGACAACACUCUGAUGUGGGAGGUGUUUGAAAACGGCCGGUUGAGUCAUUUUGUUGACGGCAGGGGAGGCUCAGGAAACUGGAUGUCUUUGGUGAAGUGUGCUCGUUUCCCGGAGGAGCAGAACUUAAUCGCUGUGCAGAUCCAGGGUCAGAUCUUCUACGAGGCCUGCAAAGAGAUCCGGCCCGGACAGGAGCUGCUGGUGUGGUAUGGAGACUGCUACAUGCAGUUUCUGGGCAUCCCUCUCACCCUCAAAGACCCCAGAGAGGACAACAACGUGGUUCCUCCCGCUGAAGAUACCGGCGAGGGUUUCAAGUGUGACAGAUGCGGGAAGGUGUUUGCAUACAAAUACUACAGAGACAAACAUCUGAAGUACACGCGCUGCGUGGACCAGGGCGACAGGAAGUUCCCCUGUCACCUCUGCAACAGAUCUUUCGAGAAGAGAGACAGAUUGAGGAUCCACAUUUUGCACGUUCACGAAAAACACAGGCCUCACAAGUGCUCAGUGUGUGGAAAGAGUUUUUCCCAGUCGUCCAGUCUCAACAAACACAUGCGCGUGCACUCUGGAGAGCGGCCAUACAAAUGUGUCUACUGCAAUAAGGCCUUCACUGCCUCCAGUAUUCUGCGAACUCACAUCCGCCAGCACUCCGGAGAGAGGCCCUUUAAGUGUAAGCACUGCGGGAAGGCCUUCGCCUCUCACGCCGCACACGAUAGUCACGUCCGGCGGACCCACGCCAAGGACAAGCCCCAUCCCUGCGACCUGUGCGGAGCCUCUUUUCAAGAGGAACAGGAGCUGAAGUAUCACAUGAAAAGUCACAAAAAGAGGCAACUCUUGGACAGCACAGUUCUUCCGUCUCCUUCAGUGGGUGGAUUACAGGAGGAACCCGUAUUUCCGGUGAAAGACAAUCCAAAAACACCGAAAAACGCCGGACAAAACUGUCAGUACGCCGGUUUAACAGUUUUAAAUCCAGAAUAUCGGCCCUGGAACUAG
Messenger RNA from Plectropomus leopardus (leopard coralgrouper), 1791 nucleotides. RefSeq names its product PR domain containing 14 (gene prdm14). The record is from RefSeq and is a predicted model, not a curated record. Gene Ontology annotation, biological process: regulation of transcription by RNA polymerase II. Gene Ontology annotation, cellular component: nucleus. NCBI's taxonomy places the organism in Eukaryota, Metazoa, Chordata, Actinopteri, Perciformes, Serranidae. Gene Ontology annotation, molecular function: protein binding; RNA polymerase II transcription regulatory region sequence-specific DNA binding.